Molecule: messenger RNA, 459 nt
Organism: Fusarium graminearum PH-1
Lineage: Eukaryota; Fungi; Ascomycota; Sordariomycetes; Hypocreales; Nectriaceae
Exons: 2
Coding region: 1-459 (152 amino acids)
Source: RefSeq, a predicted model, not a curated record
AUGGCUCCAUCUCUAGACCACGUUUUUACCAUGCGGAUGUACACAUCUCCCGCAAAAGCCGUUGUAAUUCCCGAAGCUAAAGGCAAGAAUCAUCGCAUUAUCGCCUUUCUGACGCACGGCAACAUCAAAGGCAGUGGCUUUGAGGCUGAACUCCAACCUGGAGGUGCCGACUGGAUCUUGUUUCGCAACAGCGAAGGUCAUAGUUUUUACAUCUAUUUCCAAGGUGUACUGCAAAUCGACGACAAGUGGAUGGAAGUCUUUACCGGAGGCCCAAAGGCCCGAACACUUGAGUUUGGAGAGAACUAUUGGUUGAGUGCACCUGUUUUGGAAACUAGCCACCCUGAUUUCAAAUGGGUUGAGCGAUCUGAGUUUGUAGGUGAACUUCGAUGGUUUAUUGAUGAGGAUGGGUCCGUUGCAGUGGAGAAUGCUAUUUACAAGGUUCUUCCCAGUAGUGGGUAG